CAUGAAAGAGCCUCCUGCUAUUAUUUUUCACAGAUCUCAAUUCGCCAAUCGGCCAAAAACCAGCAACUGCUCUUUAAAUUCAAAGUUAUUAUUCAUUGAGGAGCAAAUCUUAGAAUGUAUGUGCGCCUGUGCGUGUGAAUCGAGAGAGCAGAGAAAUUUCACUCGAAAAAGCUUCCCGCGGUUCUUCCUCAUCCGCAUCGUUUCAGCAGGAAAACGUUGUGGGCAUCUCCUCAGCAGCGCAGCCUCUCAGCAACGGUGAAAGGCUGUUAGGCAGAAGAAUCACAGAUCACUGCCAACAAAUACUUGAAAUACCGUACGCAUCAGAAAGAAGCUUGGCUCAGUAACUUUGUAGGUGAGGGCUGGCAAUGGCCCUCCCUCUCGCAUCCAUCCCUCACUGGACUCUUAAGGCAAAAAGCUUAUAGGUGACCAAGUCAUGGAGUUCAACACUUCAACCUGCUAUUUCUAGUUUCCCGAUAGCAUCAGGUCACCACCAAGCAUGAGAAUAAUCCUAUCUUGCACAGAGGAAGUACUGAGAUCGUGGGGCAUUAAUUAAGAAGUCAACUUUUUGAGGCCUCCACUUUUCAGUCUCAAAAUGUCAUCCUUGAAGAAUGUAAUCCAUAGGCGCAUUCACAAAGAGCGGUCCCAGCCAGAAUCAAGGAAAAAGUUUGGUUUCCUUCAGAAACACAAAGACUAUGUUCUAAGGGCUCGGGAUUUUCAUAAAAAAGAGGAAACGAUCCGAAAACUUAAAGAGAAAGCAGCGUUCAAGAACCCUGAUGAAUUUUACUUUAAGAUGGUCAACACAAGGACUGUUGACGGAGUACACAAGCCUGCGAAUCGAGCCAACAAAUACAGUGCCGAGGAACUCUUGAUGAUGAGGACUCAAGAUAUGGGCUAUGUGCUUCAGAAAUCUCAGAGUGAAAAGAAGAAAAUUGAAAGAUUGUCCUCCACAUUACAUUAUCUAGGCAAUCGUCCGGCAAGUAAACACAUUUACUUUGCUGAUGAUAGGGAGGAGGCCAAAGAGAUAAGAUCACAUUUAUCUGGAAAAGAAGCGUCUCCCCAUUCUAGAUCUGCAGAUAUGCCAGAAAUAAUAAAGAAAACUGCUGCAUCGUAUGAGGAAUUGGAGGCCAGGAAGAAGAGAGUGAAUACUCUAGAAAGGAUGUACAUGGACAUGGCAUUGCAGACAGAGUUGCAGAAGAAAGGAAGAAAAAGGAAGCUUCGUGAUGAUGAGCUUGUUUGCCCAACAGACCGACCUGUGUACAAAUGGCGGAAAGAGAGGAAACGUUAGAUACAGUGCACGGACCGACUGAAACAACAAUCGGACUCAACGGGAGGUCAGUCAUUGUGUACUUUGUUUUUGAAGAAUGUAUCGCAAAUAUCACUUGAUUGUUGGAAGAAAAAUUUUGGUAGACCAUUGAAGGAAUGCUCUCUUCUCGGCUCUUUGAUGUAAAUCAAUGCCUUUUGUUUGACUUUCGGAAUCAUUCAUGAGCUAUAUCCUUGUUGUAACUUGUAAAGCAUUUCUUUGAGAUUUUUUCAUGGGAAUGAGACAUCCACUUCCUUUUAUGGAUGCCCAAUGUGGGUUAAGGACUUAUGUAGAAUCAAUGCAUAACUGGGUCUCCUUUAUUCUA
Nymphaea colorata (pocket water lily) is the source of this 1625-nucleotide messenger RNA. Its product is annotated as probable U3 small nucleolar RNA-associated protein 11. The transcript has 12 exons. NCBI's taxonomy places the organism in Eukaryota, Viridiplantae, Streptophyta, Magnoliopsida, Nymphaeales, Nymphaeaceae. The record is from RefSeq and is a predicted model, not a curated record. Bases 593 to 1285 code for a protein of 230 amino acids. Gene Ontology annotation, biological process: rRNA processing. Gene Ontology annotation, cellular component: small-subunit processome; nucleolus.